UAAAUUAGACUGUGCGUGUGAAAAAAAAAUAUUCGAUAUAAUUGAUAAAAUAGAUAAAUCAAGAAAAAGUUAUAACAAAAUUAUAAAAAAAAAAAUACAUUUGAAAUACGGGUUUGGUUUUGUUACUACAUGCCUAGUACCAUUACUUGGAAUAAUUUUACCAGUGUUAGAUAUGAUAGAUAGUAACAUUAUGGUUAAUAGUAGUCAGUCUUCUCAAGGUUAUAAAACUAUUUUGAAUGCAUCAGGCAUACCCAUGGAAUUUUCAUAUAUUUACAUUGCAUUCUUUUUAAUAUUAUCAUAUAUAAUAUUGGCAAUCAUUAAUUAUAUAAUGGUAAAAAUUAUGUAUUCAGUAAAUAGUAAUAAAAUAAAAAUAUAUGAAAGCAUAAAAUUUUUAUAUGAUUUCAGUAAAUAUCAUUUUGUAUUAGGUGAAAUAGUUGAGAAAAUUUUACAUUUAUCACUAAAAUUUAUAUAA
Plasmodium gonderi is the source of this 472-nucleotide messenger RNA. Its product is annotated as variable surface protein. The transcript has 2 exons. The record is from RefSeq and is a predicted model, not a curated record. The annotation marks the transcript as partial. NCBI's taxonomy places the organism in Eukaryota, Apicomplexa, Aconoidasida, Haemosporida, Plasmodiidae.